AUGAGGAUCUUAAUUUUUGUCCUCACGCUGAGCGUUUUCUCGUGUUCAGGGUUUCCAGUGUACGACUACGAGCUCCCUGUCACAGAAGAGGCUCUCAAUGCUUCCAUUGCAAGGAUCAAUUCUCAGUCUUGGGGGACAAACCUGUACGGUGUUGUCAGGAGCCACGUCACAAGAGUUGACAUGUGGAACAGCAACGCUUAUAGGCUAGAGCUACAGUUCAGCAUCCGUGAAACUGUGUGCACGAAAGCUUCAGGGAGAGACCCGUUCACGUGUGACUUCAAACUUGGGCCUUUCGUGCCAACCGCUUUCUGCAGAAGUAGUGUGGAAGUCUCUGGUGAGUUGAUCUCAAACGUUAUCGUGCAGUGCCAUCGUGGCACAUCCAGCUCUGAAUCGAUGAGCAGCGAGGAGAUGAUGCAUGUGCCGAUAAUGAACCCCAACAGGCGAGGCAGCAGUCGCAGAGAAGAGGUAUUUGCUCCUGACACCUUCCGUUCAAGGGGAAGAGGUGGCAGCCAUGGAGACUGGCAUAAACCCAGCUACUUCAGCUCUGACAAGAUUGAAUAA
This is a messenger RNA of Balearica regulorum gibbericeps (East African grey crowned-crane), 561 nucleotides long. NCBI's taxonomy places the organism in Eukaryota, Metazoa, Chordata, Aves, Gruiformes, Gruidae. The record is from RefSeq and is a predicted model, not a curated record.